UUUUUAUGGAUGACUCAUUUAAAUUCUCUAGCGCCCUUAGAAUUCUAAACACCAACGAUUAUCUUGCACCGUCUAAGAGCUGCAUCAAGUCUAAAGAUGGUCAAUCAAAGACACAAGACCAACAAGUACAAAUAAAUGACCUGCAUUUAAAUUCAGCGAACAUUUCUACAUCUAAGAAAAUACAAAUCUCACUCAAUGACUGCUUAGCUUGUAGUGGUUGUGUUACGACAUCAGAGAACAUGCUGAUUGAAGCUCAGAAUGUACAGGAGUUUUUCCGACUUUUAGAUCUUGGCCGUGAUCCUUCAUCUUCAUCUCCUUUUCGCAUUUUUGUGAUUAGUGUAUCUUCUCAGGCGCUGUCGAGUAUAGCCGCAUCAACUAGGAACUCCCUGAUGGAAGUGUAUUUCAAACUGCAUACACUUUUUAUUGAUAAGCUACACUGCGACUUUUUUUUUGACACCAAUCUUUCGCAGGACAUAGCUCUUCUAGAGUGUCAACUUGAAUUUCUUGAAAGUUUUAAACAGACUACCGCGAGGCCUGCUCUUCCAAUUUUGACGUCUGCAUGUCCUGGCUGGGUUUGCUAUGCCGAAAAGACUCAUGGUUCUUGGAUUCUUCCUCAUCUCUCAUUGGUAAAAUCCCCUCAACAAAUUUUGGGUACAUUAGUGAAGUUUCAUCUAGUGCAGCGUCUAAAUGAUCACCGAGAUGAUAUUUUGUGUAGCGGCAUAGAAAAGUCUCUUUUCCCAAUUGAACCUCGGAAUAUAUGUCACGUGACGCUGAUGCAGUGCUUUGACAAAAAGCUUGAAGCGUCUCGAUCUGAUUUUUACAACAAAUCAACCGAUGCGCACGAUGUAGAUUUAGUUUUGACUCCAGUGGAGCUAGAUCAAAUUUUGUCACAUAUUGAUCUCACAUUCAAUGAGCUGGUUCCGAGUGAUAUCUCCAAGCCUUUUUUCAAUCAUUUGGAAUUUGCUACUGUAUCCAGUUUAGAUGCAGAAUUUAGUGCAGAUCCUCGCAAUUUGAGUUCGGUACUAUCGAAGGACCCCAAGGAAUCUUCCAGUGAUGCAAAUAGGCGAGAUACACCCGUUGAGCAUGAUAUCUACGGCCAAGAUUGCGCCAAUGAAGAAUUGCGUCAAAAUACUCGUCUUUUUGGCGUUUCUGGUUCGAGCGGAUCGUUUGCUGAACAUGUUUUUCGUAAGGCAGCACUCGAAUUAUUUGGCGUGCUGGUUGAUGAUGUGCCUUUUUAAACAAGUUCGCAAUCAUGAUCUUCGAAGAGCGGAGCUGUCUAUUUCUGGCCGAGCAGUGCUAGAAUUUGCGACAGCGUAUGGCUUUCGUAACCUCCAAACGAUUGUGAAACAAAUCAAAAACAACGCGUGUUCAUAUCAGUAUAUAGAGAUAAUGGCAUGUCCAGAUGGAUGCUUGAACGGUGGUGGACAGUUGAAGCAGUCAAAUAUGGACUCUGGGAAUUGCAGCGAGACAGUUGAGACUCAGGUGGAUCUUUCAUUCUAUCAUACAGGUAAAAAGGACGAAUCAGCGUCUUUAGAAAAAAACAGAAGGCAUCUGAGCGCAAAUCUGCAUCCGACACUAGGAAAGGCUUCUACUGGGUCUAGUUUCAAAUCACAUAUAGGAUUUUCUAGGACUUGGUUAAAUUUGGUCACCGAGAAGUAUUUAGAGGGUCAAGAUACAAAUAUGCAUCAUGUCACACGAAAGCAUCGUAUUAUGAAACUUUAUGAACAAUUAGGCUUUUUGCCUGGGUCUGAGUCAGCGAAAAAAACUGCUUUACACUGAGUAUCAUCAUUUGCCGAAGGCACCUGACGAGGUCGACCUUUUAUCUUUCGAGUGGUAAUUGCUAGAGAUAUUGCACGCGGUUAUUGCAUCGCAGCUGAAUUCUGUUGGUCUCAAGUUGUUAAUUUUUUAAAAAAACUGCGUGUUGUUUUUU
Messenger RNA from Schistocerca gregaria, 1930 nucleotides. Its product is annotated as cytosolic Fe-S cluster assembly factor narfl-like. Gene Ontology annotation, molecular function: 4 iron, 4 sulfur cluster binding. Lineage: Eukaryota; Metazoa; Arthropoda; Insecta; Orthoptera; Acrididae. The transcript is spliced from 3 exons. The coding region runs from base 6 to 1238 and encodes 410 amino acids. The record is from RefSeq and is a predicted model, not a curated record.